UUCCUUUUUUUUUUUUUUGUUUCAAGAUGAGCUCACGAUCCCCGUCGCCCGCCGCACGCAGUCGCUCGCGCUCGCCCGUUGCUGCCCGCUCCCGGUCCCGGUCCCGGUCCCGGUCCCGGUCUCCGUCUCGCUCGCCCGUCCGCAACGCUGGCGGCCGCCAGGGUGGUCGCGGUGGCAAUGGCCGCAACCGCUCUGUUCUCCCUCCCCGCGCCACGCUGCACGUUCGCAACCUCACCUACGACGCCCGUCCCGACGACAUUCGUGAAAUCUUUGCCAAGUGUGGCAACGUCAAGGACAUCUACCUGCCUCGCGAUUACUACUCGAACAAGCUCCGCGGCUUUGGCUAUGUCGAAUAUCGGCUAGAUUGA
Messenger RNA from Capsaspora owczarzaki ATCC 30864, 368 nucleotides. RefSeq lists its product as hypothetical. Gene Ontology annotation, molecular function: RNA binding. Bases 27 to 368 code for a protein of 113 amino acids. NCBI's taxonomy places the organism in Eukaryota, Filasterea, Ministeriida, Capsasporidae. The record is from RefSeq and is a predicted model, not a curated record. The transcript has 2 exons.